AUGUUGUUAACCAAUCCUCAGUGGGCGCAAAAAUAUCACGGUAAUGACAAUGGCCUCCUACAGAUCUCGGAACAGGACGACAACAGCAACAGGAGACGCAACAGCAACAGGAGACGCAGCAGCAACAGGAGACGCAGCAGCAACAGGAGAAACAGCACAGAAGGAGACGCAACAGCAACAGGAGGAGAUCAAACAGUAACAGGAGGGAGAUGCAACAGCAACAGGAGAUGCAACAGCAACAGAGAUGCAGUAGCAAAAGGAGAUGCAGCAGCAACAGGAGAUGCAGCAGCAACAGGAGACAUACAGCAACAGGAGAUGCAGCAGCAGCAGGAGAAACAGCAGCAACAGAAGGAGACGCAACAGCAACAGGAGGAGACGCAACAGCAACAGGAGGAGACGCAACAGCAACAGGAAACGCAACAGCAACAAGUAGAAGACAGUUGUAGCAUCAAUAACACCACCAGCAAUACCCGUCCCACCAACAAGAACACCACCAUCUCCACCAACACUGGCAACGAGAUAUCAGAUAAGAUGGGCGGCCGUUGCUCUACAUCACGAGUGAAGGAUUUGGCCAGGAAUAAUUACCGAGUCUGUCUCAAGGUUCGGGAGGCCAACGCAUACAUGCCCACUACAGGGGGCUUCCGUCCUGUGUCCAAAGCUGUCACCAGGAACCUUCAACGAGCUAUUACUAUAAGUCACCGGGUGUCACCAGGUGUCACAAGGAGUCACCGGGUGUCAUCAGGUGUCACAAGGAGUCACCGGGUGUCAUCAGGUUCCCCGUCUAGACUCAAACCUCGAAGCUUCACUGACACUUUACCUAUAUUCUUCGUCAUGGGUUUCAGAAUCUCUGCUCGGGGAGAGGAUAUGGAGGAAAAGAAUAUACCCUCAGGUCAUUAUUUCAUGCCUCCCAGUGCUGCUCAGGUCAUUAUGGCCCUCAUGUCUCCAGUACCCAACACUCGGGGUCAUUAUGGUCCCUCAUGCCCUCCCCCAGUACCCAACACUCCGGGUCAUUAUGGCCCCUGCGCCUCCCAGUGCCCAACCUCGGUCGUGAGCCUCAUGCCUCCCGUGCCCAACACUCUGUGCCCAACCUCAGGUCAUGCUGGCCCCUCAUGCCCCUCCCAGUACAACCUCCGGGUCUUAUGGCCUCUGCCUCCCAAGUGCCCAACACUCGGGUCAUGUAGUCUCAUGCCUCCCAGUGCCCAACACUCGGGGUCAUGGCCCCUCAUGCCCUCCCCAGGCACACCACUCCGGGCUCAUUGUGGUCCUCAUGCCCUCCCAGUGCCUCAGGGGUCGUAUGACCCCCUCAUGCCUCCCCAGUGCCCAACCUCAAGGUCAUGGCCCUCGCCUCAGUACCUUGCUCAGGUGUUAUGGCCCCUCAUGCCCCUCCCAGUGUACAGGUCAUUUGGUCCCUCAUGCCCCUCAGUGCAACCUCAGGUCAUUAUGGCCUCAUGCCCUCCCAGUACCCAACACUCGGUCAUGCCCCUCAUGCCUCCCAGUGCCAACACUCGGGGUCAUUAUGGCCCUCAUGCCCCUCCCAGUGCCCUCCCAGGUCAUUAUGGCCCCUCAUGCCUCAGUGCCCAACACUCGGUCAUGGCCCUCAUGCCCCUCCCAGUGCCCAACACUCCGGGUCAUUACCAGCCCCUCAUGCCCCCUCCCAGUACCCAACCUCAGGGGUCAUUGCCCCUCAUGCCCUCCCAGCCUGCCUCAGGUCAUUAUGGUCUCAUGCCUCCCAGUGCCCAACACUCAGGUCAUUAUGGCCCCUCAUGCCUCCCAGUACCCAACACUCCAGUCGUGCUCCCUCAUGCCUCCCCAGUACCCAACACUCCAGGUCAUAUGGCCCUCUGUGCCUCCCAGUACCCAACACUCGGGUCAUUAUGGCCUCCCCCUCCCAGUACCCACCUCCAGGGUCAUUAUGGCCCCUCAUGCCUCCCAGUACCCAACACUCAGGGAUCGUACCAGCCCCUCAUGCCCCUCCCAGUGCCCAACACUCAGGUCAUCAUGGCCCCUCAUGCCCCCUCCCAGUACCCAACACUCGGGUCAUUAUGGUCCCUCAUGCCCUCCCCAGUACCCCAACACUCAGGGUCAUUGAGUCCCUCAUGCCCCUCCCAGUCCCAACACUCAGGGGUCAUUGUGGCCCUCAUGCCCCUCCCAACUUGCCUCCAGGGUCAUUGUGGUCCCUCAUGCCCCUCCCAGUACCCCAACACUCGGGUCAUAUGGCCCCUCAUGCCCUCAGUGCCUCUCCUCAUUAUGGCCCUGCCCCUCCCAGUACCCAACCUCGGGGUCAUGCCCUCAUGCCUCCCCAGUACCCAACACUCGGGUUGUGGCCCCUCAUGCCCCUCCCAGUACCCCAACACUCGGGGUUGGUAUGGCCCUCAUGCCCCUCCCCAGUGCCCAACACUCCGGGGUCAUUGUAGCCUCAUGCCUCCCAGUGCUGCCUCAGGUCUGCCUGCCCCUGCCCAACCCUCAGGUCGUAUGGCUCCUUGCCCCUCCCAGUACCCAACACUCGGGUCAUUAUGGUCCCUCAUGCCCUCCCCAGUACCCAACACUCAGGGUCAUUGUGGCCCCUCAUGCCUCCCCAGUACCAACACUCGGGUCAUUAUGGUCCCUCAUGCCCUCCCAGUACCCAACACUCGGGUGUGUGGUCCCCUCAUGCCCCUCCCAGUACCCAACCUCCAGGGUCAUUGUGGCCCCUCAUGCCCCUCCCCAGUACCCAACACUCAGGGUCAUUAUGGCCCCUCAUGCCCCUCCCGUACCCAACACUCGGGUCAUUCUGGCCCCUCAUGCCCUCCCAGUACCCACCACCUCAGGGGUCAUUGCGCCCCUCAGCCCCUCCCAGUACCUCCGGGUCAUUAUGGCCUCAUGCCCCUCCCAAUGCACCCAACACUCGGGUCAUUAUGGCCCCUCAUGCCCUCCCCAGUACCCAACACUCAGGGUCAUGCCCUCAUGCCCCUCAGUACCCAACACUCGGGUCAUGGCCCUCAUGCCUCCCAGUACCCAACACUCAGGGGUCAUUAUGGCCCCUCAUUGCCCUCCCAGUACCCAACACUCGGUCAUUAUGGUCCUCAUGCCUCCCCGAUGCCCAACAUCGGUCAUUAUGGCCCAUGCCUCCCAGUACCCAACACUCAGGGUCAUGGUCCCUCAUGCCUCCCGUACCCAACCUCAGGCCAUGGUGCCCUCAUGCCCCUCCCAGUACCCAACCUCGGGUCAUUAUGGCCCCUCAUGCCUCCCCAGUACCCAACACUCAGGUACCUCAACACUGGCCACAUGGUCCUCAUGCCCUCUCAGUACCCAACACUUCACCGGUCCCUCAUGCUCUCCCCAGUACCCAACACUGGCCAUGGCCCCUGCUCUCCAGUACCCAACACUCGGGUCAUUAUGGUCCUCAUGCCCUCCCCAGUACCCAACACUCACACAUGGUCCCUCAUGCCCUCCCCAGUACUCCAACACUGGGGUCAUUAUGGUCCCUCAUGCCCCUCCCCAGCACUCCAACACUGGCCACAUGCCCUCAUGCCCUCUCCCCCCAGUACCCACACUCUGGGUCAUUAUGGCCCCUCAUGCCCUCCUCCCCAGUACCCACACUCGGGUCAUUAUGGCCCCUCAUGCCCUCCCCAGUACCCAACACUGGCUCAGGCCCCUCAUGCCCUCCUCCAGCAUUCAACACUGGCCAUUAUGGUCCUCAUGCCCUCCCCAGUACCCAACACACUGGCCACAUGGUCCCUCAUGCCCUCCCUAUACCCAACACUCGGGGUCAUUAUGGUCCCUCAUGCCCUCCCCAGUACCCACACUGGGGUCACCAAUGGUCCCUCAUGCCCCUCCCCAGGCACCCAACACUCUGGGGCCACAUGGCCCCUCAUGCCCCCUCCCCAGUACUCCAACACUGGCCACAUGGUCCCCCAUGCCCUCCCCAGUACCCAACACCUGGCCACAUGGUCCCCAUGCCCUCCCCAGCACUCCAACACACUCGGGGCCACAUGGCCCCUCAUGCCCCUCCCCAGUACCCAACACUCUGGGUCAUUAUGGCCCCUGCCCUCCCCAGUACCCAACACUCUGGGGUCAUUAUGGUCCCCUCAUGCCCUCCCCAGCACCUCAACACUGGCCACAGGGCCCCUCAUGCCCUCCCCAGUACCCAACACUGGGCCACAUGGCCCCCUCAUGCCCUCUCCCAGUACCCAACACUCGGGUCAUUAUGGUCCCUCAUGCCCCUCCCCAGUACCCCACACUGGGGUCAUUAUGGUCCCUCAUGCCCUCCCCAGCAUCCAACACUCACACAUGGUCCCUCAUGCCCCUCCCCAGUACCCAACACUGGGCCACAGGGCCUCAUGCCCCUCCCCAGUACCCAACACUCUGGCCAUUAUGGCCCCUCAUGCCCCUCCCCAGUACCCAACACUCGGGGUCAUUAUGGCCCUCAUGUCCCUCCCCAUACCCAAACACACUGGGUCAUUAUGGCCCCUCAUGCCCCUCCCUACCAACCCGGUCCUCAUGCCUCCCCCAGUACCCAACACUGGGGUCAUUAUGGCCCUCAUGCCCCUCCCCAGUACCCAACACUCGGGUCAUUAUGGCCCUCAUGCCCCUCCCCAGCACCCAACACCUGGCCACAUGGCCCCUCAUGCCCUCCCCAGUACCCAACACUCGGCCACAUGGCCCCUCAUGCCCCUCUCCCCAGUACCCAACACUGGGGUCAUUAUGGUCCCUCAUGCCCUCCCCCAGUACCCAACACUCGGGGUCAUUAUGGCCUCAUGCCUCCCAGUACCCAACACUCGGGGUCAUUAUGGUCCUCAUGCCCCUCAGUACCCAACACUCUGGGUCAUUAUGGCCCCUCAUGCCCUCCCCAGUACCCAAACUCUGGCUGGCUGGCCCUCAUGCCCUCCCCAGUACCCAACACUCGGGUCAUAUGGUCCCUCAUGCCCCUCCCCAGUACCCAACACUCGGGGUCAUUAUGGCCCUCAUGCCCCUCCCCAGUACCCAACACUCUGGCCACAUGGCCCCUCAUGCCCCUCCCCAGUACCCAACACUCUGGGCCACAUGGCCCUCAUGCCCUCCCCAGUACCCAACACUGGGUCAUUAUGGUCCCUCAUGCCCCUCCCCGUACCCAACACUCGGGUCAUUAUGGUCCUCAUGCCCCUCCCCAGUACCCAACACUCGGGGUCAUUAUGGUCCCUCAUGCCCUCCCCAGCCUCCAACACUCUGGCCACAGGGUCCCCAUGCCCCUCCCCAGCACCCAACACUGGGCCAUAG
This is a messenger RNA of Homarus americanus (American lobster), 5235 nucleotides long. Its product is annotated as proline-rich protein 36-like. The record is from RefSeq and is a predicted model, not a curated record. Lineage: Eukaryota; Metazoa; Arthropoda; Malacostraca; Decapoda; Nephropidae. Bases 1 to 5235 code for a protein of 1744 amino acids. The transcript has 9 exons.